Molecule: messenger RNA, 1783 nt
Organism: Perognathus longimembris pacificus (Pacific pocket mouse)
Lineage: Eukaryota; Metazoa; Chordata; Mammalia; Rodentia; Heteromyidae
Gene: Eif4e
Product: eukaryotic translation initiation factor 4E
Exons: 8
Coding region: 112-828 (238 amino acids)
Biological process (GO): translational initiation
Cellular component (GO): cytoplasm; eukaryotic translation initiation factor 4F complex
Molecular function (GO): RNA 7-methylguanosine cap binding; translation initiation factor activity
Source: RefSeq, a predicted model, not a curated record
AGUAGCUAGGAUUAUAGGCAUGAGCUAUAGGCUUAUUCAUUUCUGACUAUCAGGUGAUCCUUCAUUCAAAUAUUUUCUCUUGCAUGUAGGAAUUCCACUAUACCAGUGUCAAUGUCAGGAAAUGUUAGCCAACAGCGUUGCAGCCCACAAACCAAUUCCUUAAGGACUUUGAUGAUGGGGCAGAAGAAGAAGGAAACCACUCCUACUCCUAAUCCCCCACCUACAGAAGAGGAGAAAACAGAAUCUAAUCAGGAGGUUGCUAACCCAGAACACUAUAUUAAACAUCCUCUACAGAACAGAUGGGCACUGUGGUUUUUUAAAAAUGAUAAAAGCAAAACUUGGCAAGCAAACCUUCGACUGAUCUCUAAGUUUGAUACUGUUGAAGAUUUUUGGGCUCUGUACAACCAUAUCCAGUUGUCCAGUAAUUUAAUGCCUGGAUGUGACUACUCACUUUUUAAGGAUGGUAUUGAGCCUAUGUGGGAAGAUGAGAAAAAUAAACGGGGAGGACGAUGGCUAAUUACAUUGACCAAACAGCAGAGACGAAGUGACCUCGAUCGCUUUUGGCUAGAGACACUGCUGUGCCUUAUUGGAGAAUCUUUCGAUGACUACAGUGAUGAUGUUUGUGGAGCUGUUGUUAACGUUAGAGCUAAAGGCGAUAAGAUAGCAAUAUGGACUACUGAAUGUGAAAACAGAGAGGCUGUUACACACAUAGGGAGGGUAUACAAGGAAAGGUUAGGACUUCCUCCAAAGAUAGUGAUUGGUUAUCAGUCCCAUGCAGACACAGCUACUAAGAGCGGCUCCACCACUAAAAAUAGGUUUGUUGUUUAAGAAGACACCUUCUGAGUGUUCUCAUAGGAGACUGCGUCAAGCAAUCGAGAUUGGGAGCUGAACCAAAGCCUCAUCAAAGCAGAGUGGACUGCAUUUAAAUUUGAUUCCAUCUAAAUGUUACUAAGAUAUAAGAGAAGUCUCAUUCGCCUUUGUCUUGUACUUCUGUGUUCAUUUUUUUAAAACUUUUGCUAGAGUGUCCACUAUAUCAAUCAAAGAAUUAUAGUACACAUCAUCCCCAGAAUCUAUAAAUGUGUUCCUGGCUCACUCUGUAAAAGCCUAGUAGAAUUACCAUUACAAACACAUUUGCCCAUCCACAAUACUCAAAAAGAACUUGCAUUUCUAUACCUUACUAGGAAAAAAUCUGUUUAUGUUCCAUUUUAUGCAGGAGCAUAUUUUGCUGGUUUGAAAGAAUAUGAUGCAUACAGUUUUCUAGCGAUUUUCUUUGUUUCUUUUUACAGCAGUAUCUUUGCUGUACUCUUGCUGAUGGCUGCUAGAUUUUAAUUUAUUUGUUUCCCUACUUGAUAACAUUAGUGAUUCUGAUUUCAGUUUUUCAUUUGUUUUGCUUUUGUUUUUUCUCAUGUAACAUUGGUGAAGGAUCCAGGAAUAUGACACAAAGGUGGAAUAAACAUUAAUUUUGUGCAUUCUUUGGUAACUUUUUUGUUUUUUGUAACUACAAAGCUUUGCUUCAAGUUUAUGCAUUUUAUUCAAAUCAGUGAUCUAUGUUUAUGUGAUUUCCUAAACAUAAUUGUGGAUUCUAAAAAAUGUAACAUCAUAAUUACAUUCCUAACUAGAAUUAGUAUGUCUGUUUUUGUACCUUUAUGCUGUAUUUUAACACUUUGUAUUACUUAGGUUAUUUUGCUUUGGUUAAAAAUGGCUCAAGUAGAGAAGCGGUCCCAUUCUUACUAAGACAGUGUACAAAACUGUAAAUAAAAUGUGUACAGUCAAUUGUCUUUUA